This is a messenger RNA of Oncorhynchus keta (chum salmon), 2483 nucleotides long. Its product is annotated as CXXC-type zinc finger protein 1-like. The coding region runs from base 498 to 2186 and encodes 562 amino acids. NCBI's taxonomy places the organism in Eukaryota, Metazoa, Chordata, Actinopteri, Salmoniformes, Salmonidae. The record is from RefSeq and is a predicted model, not a curated record. Gene Ontology annotation, molecular function: DNA binding; zinc ion binding. Gene Ontology annotation, biological process: positive regulation of DNA-templated transcription. The transcript has 14 exons. Gene Ontology annotation, cellular component: Set1C/COMPASS complex.
ACCAAGAUUGGCCUGAAUGCCAAGUGUCACGUCUGGAAGAGACCUGGCACCAUCCCUAUGGUGAAGCAUGGUGGUGGUGGUGGCAGCAUCAUGCUGUGGGGAUGUUUUUCAGCGGCAGGGACUGGGAGACUAGUCAGGCUUGAGGCAAAGAUGAACAGAGCAAAGUACAGAAAUCAUUGAUUUAAAACCUGCUCCAAAGCGCUCAGGACCUCAGACUGGGGGCAAAGGUUCACUUUUCAGCAGGACUGUGACCCUAAGCACACAGCCAAGACAACGCACAAGUGGCUUCAGGAAAAGUCCUUGAGUGGCCCAUCUGGAGCCCGGACUUGAACCCAAUCGAAACAUCUCUGGAGAGACCUGAAAAUAGCUGUGCAGCAACGCUCUCCAUCCAACCUGCCCGAGCUUGAGAGGAUCUGCAGAGAAGAAGGGGAGAAACUCUCUAAAUACAGGACAGUGAAGUGUCAGACUUCGAGCCUGCACCGGGGCUUGUGAGCACUAUGGAGGGGGAGAAGGCACCGGUGUACUGCAUUUGUCGAAAACCUGACAUCAAUUGCUUCAUGAUGGCUCACAUCUGUUUUCCUUGUAGUGGUUGUGACAAUUGCAAUGAGUGGUUUCAUGGUAACUGCAUCAAUCUCACAGAGAAGAUGGCCAAAGCUAUCAGGCAGUGGUACUGCCUGCGAUGCCAAGACGACAACCCAUCAUUGGAGAUAAAAUACCGUCCAAAGAAGAGCCGUGAAAAGGAGCCAGAGAGCCAGAGAGAGUCAGAGAGAAAUUUUGAAAGACAGAACAGCACUCCAGAUUAUAAAUCUGAAAAGUGCCGUGGAUCAAAUGUUAAGCGCUCCGCUCGUAUGUGUGGGGAGUGCGAGCCCUGCUUGAGGACUGAGGACUGUGCCACAUGCGACUUCUGCAAGGAUAUGAAGAAAUUUGGUGGUCCCAACAAAAUAAGACAGAAGUGUCGAUUUAGGCAGUGUGAUGUCCGAGCCAGGAAAAUGUUGCGUGUGAAGGAUGAAGAGUUUAAUUUGCGUGAAAGGAGGGAUAAUUCCUACCACCGGCGAAGACGAUAUUCAGAUGACUACGAUAGUGAGGCAGAACUCUACGAAAAGUACAAGGCGGCAGGAUACGACGAAAACAUGCCAUGGCUCAGUAAUGAGGAGGACGGCCCUCCCUUCAGCCCUGUCCGGCGAAAGAAAGCUGUUAAGGUCAAGCAUGUGAAGAGACGUGAAAAUAAAUUUGACAAGAAAAGAGAGUCACGGCGGCACAAACAGAAGCAGAAGCACAAGGACAAACUUCGGCACAACAAUAAGGGCGAUGCCAGAGAUGGAGGAGGACAGCGGCAGUGCCUCGGGCCCAGCUGUGUUGAGGCAGCAUGCGCCAACUCCAAAUACUGCUCAGAGGAAUGUGGCAUAAAGCUGGCUGCCAACCGGAUCUUUGAGAUUCUCCCUCAGCGUAUCCAGCAGUGGCAGCAGAGCCCCUGCGUCGCUGAGGAGCAGGGCAAGAAGCAACUGGAGCGGAUCCGGAGGGAUCAGCAGAACGCCCGCAUACGCCUCACCGACAUGGAGAAACGCUUCCACGAGCUGGAGGGCAUCAUUGCCAAGGCCAAGCAGCAGGUGGUCCAGCAGGAUGAGGAGGCGAAUGAAGGGGAUAAUGAAGAAACAGAUCUGCUGAUUUUCUGUGUGUCCUGCAGUCACCCUAUCAACCCAAAAGUGGCAUUGCGACACAUGGAGAGAUGUUAUGCUAAGUAUGAGAGCCAGACUUCUUUUGGUUCCAUGUACCCAACUAAGAUCGAAGGAGCAACAAGACUGUUCUGUGAUGUGUACAAUCCCCAGAGCAAGACCUACUGCAAGAGGCUUCAGGUCUUGUGCCCAGAGCAUUCCAGGGACCCAAAGGUCCCAGGGGAUGAGGUGUGCGGCUGUCCUCUGGUCCGUAAUGUGUUUGAGGUGACGGGAGAGCACUGCAGGGUUUCUAAGCGCAAAUGUAAUAAGCACUACAACUGGGAGAAGCUCAGAAGAGCCGAGGUGGACCUGGAGCGUGUCCGAGUGUGGUACAAACUAGACGAGCUCUUUGAGCAGGAGCGCAACAUGAGGACUGCUAUGACCAACAGGGCAGGUCUACUUGCUCUCAUGCUGCACCAAACCAUUCAGCACGACCCACUGACAACGGAUCUCCGUUGCAACAAGGACAGAUAGACAGCCACAUCUGCAUCUUCAUGUUAUUUCUGAGUGGCAUUUUUGUACAUUUGUCAGAUUUAUAGUAUAUCUUAGAAUAUAAUCCUUUCCAUCUUUUUGUAGAGGCUUCGGCUAUUUUUAUUAAGGAUUUUAUGACUUUUGUGCUGAAAUUGAUUAACUGAAAUAUUUGAAUGAUAAAUUAAUAUAUUUUUCCUUGUGUCCAGUACUAUUGCUGCACUGUCACUGCUGGUAUCUCUCUAGUCAAGAAAAUAAAGGAUGUGUACAACACAAGAAGUUGAUAAUUUUCUGUUGCAUUUA